AUGUGGAAAGGAUUCGGUAUUUACACGGCGUUGGCUUUGGUGCUGUGCCUGGCGAGCGUUCACCCGGCUGUCUUACGCCCCGAGGAACAACAGGAGACAACAACCACAACAAUCAGCGAAAUGUUUGAGCAUGAAGUUACUACAGUGGAGCCAGAAGUGAAUGUUCCACUGAGCCGUGAUACGAAUGCAACCGUGCAAGUUGGCCUGGCCAGUGUUGAUCCUGCGCCCGGCGAGCUGAGUGGGGCUGAUGUGGUCAAGCCGCAAACAAAGUUGGCUAAACUAUUGUUGCUCAGCACGCCGGGCAAACGACCCGCCGAACUGGAACAUCAGUUUGAGGAGCUGGACGAGAGCGACGCUGCCACAGCCGAAGGCAGUGGUGAAUCAAUUGUGCCCACCACAACGCAGAGCAAUGAGCAGGAACAACAGGAUACCACUACAACAAUGACAACAACAACCGAUAUCAGUGAAUCAACAACAACAACUGAGAGCAGCGACCGCAGGACUGGGACAACAAAACUGUUUGCCAUCAAUGCGACAAUGUCCACGUCAGAGGACUCAACAGAGCCCAACUUGGCCGUUGCCGUGGCCACAGACAACACCACAAUUACGAUUGCCGAACAGCCGCAGGCAGCUGGCAACAACAAUGUGGCCAUUGAGCUGGCUCUUGUCGAGCCCGAGGCGGAGUAUGUGCUGGUCGAUGCUGGAACUGGCCUCGAACUAGAACUGACAUCCCCAACGACACACGAUGAACUGCAGCUGGGCAGCUUCACGCACAUUGACAGCGAUUUCCACUUGCAGCCGGUAGUGCAUUCCGUGGAAAUCGUGCCAACCAGUCUCGACGAUCCCUUGAUUGUUAAUUAUGUGCACAAUUUGCGCUGA
This is a messenger RNA of Drosophila grimshawi, 879 nucleotides long. RefSeq lists its product as uncharacterized. The transcript has a single exon. NCBI's taxonomy places the organism in Eukaryota, Metazoa, Arthropoda, Insecta, Diptera, Drosophilidae. The record is from RefSeq and is a predicted model, not a curated record. Bases 1 to 879 code for a protein of 292 amino acids.